GAUAGUUUUGAGGCUGUAGCAAAUAGCAGCAGCAGUCGCGAAUGGUCGUCGUGUGUUACUCUGCAGCAACACAGCUUUGAAUUUGAAGUGGGUUACGUAGUUGUGAUAUACCACACGUAGGCACUACGUACGUACAGGAUCACAGUGUGGAGUACUAAAGUAUCCGAGUAGCAGCAGCAGACUCAGCAAAGCGUCCGCUCCGCACCUACAAGGCAAGAAGAACGGCGUCGUCAUCAUAUCCACACGCACUGCAGCAGCAGCAACCCAGCUGAGAGAGAAAGAGAGAGAGAGAGAGGCCAAGUUGCGGAGGUGCGCUGCCUGCGUUGCGACCUUUUCUCCGAGCGAGCGGACCCAGCGCCGGAUAAUCGAACAUAUGCUCCUAAUUUGGAACUAUCAGAUGCGGCGACAAGGACAGGACGUGAUGCAGGUCAACCUGGCGGGUAUCAGGCGGGACAUCGUUAAUCUCGCUCACAACUACAGCAAUGCCCAGAAAGCAGUGCGUAAAGCAACGAGCAACGAUCCAUGGGGACCAAGCAGUACCCUCAUGGCCGAGAUCGCCGAUCUGACGUACAACGUUGUCGCCUUCACCGAGAUAAUGCAAAUGCUGUGGAAACGAUUGAACGAUCACGGCAAGAAUUGGCGUCACGUUUACAAGGCGCUCGUACUGCUCGAGUAUCUCAUCAAGACUGGCAGCGAGAAAGUUGCCCAGCAGUGCAAGGAGAAUAUUUUCGCUAUUCACACCCUCAAAGAUUUCCAAUACGUGGAGGGUCACAAGGAUCAGGGUAUAAAUGUGCGUGAGAAAGCGAAGCAGCUUGUGGCCUUAUUGCGCGAUGACGAAAGACUGAGGAACGAAAGGGCAAGAGCACUCAAAGCCAAGGAGAGAUUCGCUCAAUCGCUCAGUGGUUUUGGUAGUGAUGGCCUUGAUACGGUGUCGCCUGGCAGUGGUGAUUUCCAAGAGUGGGAGCCGUGUCACAUGUCGGAGUCUUCAUCACGGCCGGAUUUGGAAGCAGCAAGACCACAAACUGUCGGUGAGGAAGAGCUUCAACUACAACUUGCGUUAGCGAUGUCGCGCGAGGAAGCCGAGCAAGAGGAACAGCGUCGGCGCAGCGACGACGUCAGGCUUCAACUGGCUCUCAGCCAGAGCCAACAAGAUUUCAAAACGCCUGUAGAAAAGCAAAGUCACAUGCUUGACUUGCUCGACGUGAAUUUGGGGGAACCGAGUGCAACUAACGCUCAGACUGAUCCAUGGGGAGUGCCGAUAGCUGCGCCACCGCCUCCUCGACCUCAGUCGCUGGACUUUUCUCUGUAUCGCAUGUCGAAGACUCAAAAUGAUCCUUGGUCUGUUCCAACAACUAGUAGCGCUGCCAGUUCAACAAUCGAUCCAUGGGCUCCAGUUUUACCUCAGAGGCCAACUGCCACUGUUGAUCCAUGGAGAGCUCCAGCACCUUCGCCUGCCACCGUUAUUCCUGCAACAAAUCGCGUCAUUGAUCCUUGGGCUCCUCCUGGCGCUUCUAAUGCUGAUACUAAGACUCCGCCUAUUGGAUUUACGGUGUCGUCUACAACUACUAAUUUCAAUUCCACGAGCAAUGGCUUCAAUGGCCUAGGAUCAUUCAGUAAUACAUCAUCAAAUCAAGGAAACAACAGUCCUUUGAAUGAUUUAGAUGAAUUCGAUAUCAUUAGCAAUAGAAAUAAAGUCGGAACUAGUCCACAGCCUAUUUUGAACAAUGGAAAUACCACAUCUCCGGAUCCGUUCGACUUACGAGGCCUUGGUGAAACAAUACCGCCUAGUACUGGUGCUGUAAAAAAGACUCCGCAAUCAUUUUUGGGUGAAAACUCUGCCCUCGUCAACCUAGACAAUCUUGUGAGUGCAUCAUCGAUAAAGAAUCCGGCUCCAGCACCAGUGCCUGCAUACACGGCGAACCCAUUUGCGCCAGUUAUGCCACCACCUCGUCCGUCGAUCAAUCAGAUUCGUCAGGAUCCAUGGGUUGCUGCUCCCAUAAACAACAAUGCCACAUCGCCAACGGCUAACCCGUUCCUCUCGUAGCUGAGCUACGCAGCAGCUGAGAUAAUUUUCUACUCUUGUUCGAGGAGCCAAUUCUAAAUUGAUUUUUUACUAGCGACAUUGCGUGUAUACAAGGAUCACCUAAGAACAAAUGGCAAAUUUUCAAAGCAAAAACAACAUUAACAAAAAGAAACAAUUAUAAUUAAUAUAACUAUUUCUUUCUUUGCAAUAAGUUUCGCGACGGUGGGAGAGGGGACACGUGUUUAAAGAACAUCGUAGGGGGAUGUAAAUAAGAAUCACUAUUCCUUUUUAUUUAGCAACGUUUUACUUUAUACACUACCGAAUCAUUGUAUUCUAUUAUUUUUAAUCUCAUUACAAGAUCUAUACUUUAAAUCAAUUAAAAAUAAAAGCAUCACGUACAUGUUUUUGGUUAUUUUGUUUGCUUCUAGAUUUUUUUUCUUUUGAAAAUGCAAGAUAUUUGAAAUUGUACAUAAAUUAUUUUUGCAUAAGUCUUCACUGACUAAAUAAUCAGUAAUGAAUAAAUACAAAUUUUCUCGACUAAUAUGAUAAUGCACUAAAUUCAUAAGAAAAACAUUUUUCAAGUAUUGUUUUACGCGUACGCUUUGAUUGAAAACAAAUAAAUUUUUUUUUAAUUUUAAAUUAACGACAAAAUAAUUUAAUAGAUAAAAUACAUUCGAAAAAAAUUACUAAAAUUGUAAAAUUGUAACUACUACAAUUAAGUACGUAAGAAAGCGCAUUCUUAUGAAUUAAUUAUGAUAAAAAUACUUACGAAAACUUUUUUCCAUCCGUAUUGUUUCAACUGUACAAAUUUUAUGAAACGAAAACUUAUACACAACAUUGCAUUGAGAAUAAUCAAAUUUUGUUUGAAACUGCAAAAAUAUAAAUUCCUAUAAUGAAAUCGAAAACAAUCUAAUAAUGAACAAUUCCAGGAAAUAAUUGUAGUAAAUAUGAAUAAUUUACUGUAAAUUAGCCUUAUUCAGUCCUUUAGUCUAUGAUUAUGUAAUAUGAAAGAUAAUAAUUUUUUGAUGUUCGUCUUGUCUUGAGCUUGAUCAAAAUAAUAUCAGAUUGUAUCAAGUCAGAUGGAAGUUAUGUUGAGUAAAUUUAUGUUAGUUAAUUGUAUGAAAUAAUGAAUAGAAUGGAUAAUCUAUUCAUUUAUGAAUGUAUUCAACUUUCUUUUGAUUUAAUUUAUAUGCUGAAUUAA
Molecule: messenger RNA, 3224 nt
Organism: Phymastichus coffea
Lineage: Eukaryota; Metazoa; Arthropoda; Insecta; Hymenoptera; Eulophidae
Gene: lqf
Product: epsin-2
Exons: 15
Coding region: 374-2044 (556 amino acids)
Biological process (GO): endocytosis
Cellular component (GO): endosome; plasma membrane; clathrin vesicle coat
Molecular function (GO): clathrin binding; phospholipid binding
Source: RefSeq, a predicted model, not a curated record